AUGGGUUCUAUGGUCCUGCCGCAUCUGCAGAAUGCAUGGCAAGUCGAUCAAGCCAUCCUGUCAGAAGAUGAGCGCCUGGUCGUAGUCAGAUUUGGCAAAGACUCCCAUCCUGACUGUCUACGACAAGACGAUGUUCUAUCCAAGAUUGCAGACAGAGUCAAAAACUUUGCUGUCUUGUACCUGUGUGAUAUCGAGCAGACCCCGGAUUUUAAUGCCAUGUACGAGUUGUAUGAUCCUAUGACAAUUAUGUUUUUCUUCCGCAAUAAACAUAUGAUGUGUGAUUUUGGAACUGGUAACAACAACAAACUGAACUGGGUGCUUGAGGACAAGCAAGAAUUGAUCGACAUUAUCGAGACCAUCUAUCGUGGCGCUAAGAAAGGUCGAGGUCUCGUCGUCAGUCCCAAGGACUACUCGACUCGCUACAGAUAUUAG
This is a messenger RNA of Talaromyces rugulosus, 432 nucleotides long. RefSeq lists its product as uncharacterized. The transcript has 6 exons. Gene Ontology annotation, cellular component: U4/U6 x U5 tri-snRNP complex; U5 snRNP; spliceosomal complex. Gene Ontology annotation, biological process: mRNA splicing, via spliceosome. Lineage: Eukaryota; Fungi; Ascomycota; Eurotiomycetes; Eurotiales; Trichocomaceae. The record is from RefSeq and is a predicted model, not a curated record. The coding region runs from base 1 to 432 and encodes 143 amino acids.